Molecule: messenger RNA, 1746 nt
Organism: Saprolegnia parasitica CBS 223.65
Lineage: Eukaryota; Oomycota; Saprolegniomycetes; Saprolegniales; Saprolegniaceae
Product: PLK protein kinase
Exons: 5
Coding region: 1-1746 (581 amino acids)
Biological process (GO): protein phosphorylation
Molecular function (GO): protein binding; protein kinase activity; ATP binding
Source: RefSeq, a predicted model, not a curated record
AUGGCGGGGAUGCUGGAAGAGUACGAGCUCGGCGACCUCCUUGGGUCCGGGUCCUCGGCCCAGGUGUACUGGGCACAGCGCCUCCGUGACGAAGAGCUCGUAGCCAUCAAGGUCGUCGACAAGCUCCAGCAUGCACAGCUCCGGACGCAGUCCAAGUCCCAGGCGCGGUCCGAGGAGAUGCAGGAGCUGGCGAUCCAGCGCAGCCUAGACCACCCCAACAUUCUCAAGAUCCUCGACGUCUUCCAGGACGCGCGCAACGUGUUCAUCGUGCUCGAGCCGUGCGCGCGUGGCUCGCUGCAGGCGCUUGUCAAGGGCAAGCGGCCUGUGGUCGAAGACGAGGCCAAGCACUACGUCUACCAGCUUGUAUCGGGCGUCGACUACCUCCAUCGUGCGCACAUCAUCCAUCGCGACCUUAAGCUCUCGAACCUCCUCGUGACCGAGCAGGGCACGCUCAAAAUCGCCGACUUUGGCUUGGCGACGAGCUUCACCCGCCAUACACCACCGUCCACGAUCUGCGGGACGCCCAACUUUAUCGCACCCGAAGUGCUGCUUGGCAAGCCGUACUCGUACGCCGCCGACCUCUGGUCCAUCGGCUGCAUCGUCUUCACGCUGCUGACGGGCCACCCGCCGUUCCAAGGCGACUCGGUCAGCGACACGCUGCGCAACAUUAGUGCACAGACAUCGUCGCUGGCGUUCCCACCGUUCGUGUCAUCGACAGCACAGGACUUUGUUCGGUCGCUGCUGUGCGUGGAACCGGCCGAGCGAUUGCCGUGCCACGCACUGUCACACCACCCGUGGCUCCAGCCGACGACAGCGCGCAGGAAAGCAGCCAAGACCAAGCGCCCUGCGCGUAGCCGACGGGCACCCGCGGUUGUCGUGGCCGAGUCGUCGAGCUCGUCGUCGCAGCACAGCGAGAAGAGCGACGUGGAAGACGAAGACAUUGCAAAGCUGCAAACGAUGCUCGACAAAAUCACCGCCAGCGACCGACGCGCGCCGCGAGGGGCGGUGACAGCCGUGAGCGCCGAGCCAACGGCCGUCGAGGACGACCCGUUGCCGUCGUUCCACGACCACGCGGAGUUCCAAGUCGAGUACCACUCGAUCCUCGACUUGCCUCCAGACGAGAUCAUGGGCACGCUGCACUGUACGUGGACGCCCGAGGCGUUGACGCUCAGUGGCCGUCGCGGCGAGGUCGUGCGCUACUCCCUGCACGACGCCCGCGUCACGGGCCAGCUCCGCGACGAGACUCUCUUCGACGUGUGCAUCACGGACAUGGCUCCGAGUCUGCCGCGCACCAUGACGUGGGUGCGACUCGCGCAAGUGUGCCUCCACUUGUACCUUUCAGCGCCACGAUCUAUGAUCGAGACGCUGCGUCUGUCGGACGACGUGAUCGAGAGUCUGGCGCGCAACGAGAGCCUCGAGCGAACGAUUCGCGCGCAGCAGCAAGCGCCGCAUCGUUUCAAGACCAACUCGGACUCGGUGCGGUCAGCCGACCUCUUUGGCAUUGGCCGUGGCGAAUGCCUUGCAGACGGCACCUUGCGUAUCGCAUUCGUCGACGGAAGCGAGCUCGUCCUGGACGGUGGCGCGUCCACCGUCGAGUUCCGAGAGCCGGACGGCGGGCGGUACGAGCAGUACCCCUUGGGCGCCUCCGCCGUCGCGACGAUCCCGUCAGCCAUCUCGCGGAAGCUAAAGUACGUCUCGCUGUUCGUGCAGGCCAUGAAGAAGCAGCGACCGAGCACGUCGCAAUGA